AUGAGCAAGAUUGCUUCCACCCGGGCCCUCCGGUCCUUGAAAUACCUUAACCUCUCCAACUCAUGGAGCGCCCAGUUGUCUCCUAGAUCCCGUUGCCUGCCUACCAACUGCAGACCCACCAUCGUCAAUGCACCGCGGCGGGUUGCUUUUGCUCUGACAAGGACAAAUUCAUCCAUUGCCACCCAUAAAUCAGGCCGGAACCGCCAGAAUGCUUUCGAGUAUUCUCCAAACGACUACGCCUCAGUGUAUACAUACCUCAAAAGCUCGCCAACGAGCCAAGAGGGUCCUUUUGGAACGUUUUGGCUUCGUUGUCAAUGCUCCAAGUGUAUCCAUCCGGACACAAGACAGCGGGCGGUGGAUACUUUCUCGAUCCCUCGUGAUGUGUCGGUCAAAGAUGUCCAAUAUAAUGAAGGGGGUGCCGAGGUGCAAUGGUCAGAUGGACACCGCGGUGUCUACCCGUACUCAUUCCUGUCUACCCACUUCAACUCCCCUAAAAAUAGCCAGAGCAAAGUAGGCUAUACUCACUCCAAUUUCAGACCUUUCAAAUCACACGACCCCGCUAGCAAGGAUUAUCCGACAGUGGCAUAUGCGGAUGUCAUGUCCAGCAAUGAAGGCUUGUUCGAAUGGCUUGAGAAAAUUUACGUGUGGGGUUUCUGCUUCGUCAAAGGCGUCCCUGUUGACCCAGAGUCGACCAAGACCCUUAUCGAGAGAAUAGCCUUCAUUAGACACACCCAUUAUGGUGGUUUCUGGGAUUUCACGGCGGAUCUGACCUUCAAGGACACUGCCUACACGACGGAAUUCCUCGGCGCGCACACGGAUAACACCUACUUCACGGACCCAGCCAGACUUCAGCUCUUCCACCUCCUGUCUCAUACGGAUGGCGCCGGCGGUGAAAGCCUGCUGGUGGAUGGAUUCCAGGCCGCUGCUCGCAUGCGGGCUGAAAACCCCUCCAACCUCGGUAUCUUGCAGAGCGAGACCCAGCCGUAUCACUCCAGUGGUAACGAGGAUGUUUGCAUCUUACCUGCAAGCAUGGAGCCUGUGGUCAAGGUCCACAAAGAACUGAAUAGGAUCUACCAGAUCCGUUGGAACAAUUAUGACCGGGCUGCGAAACGGGACUGGGACCUGCACCGUCAAAACAGAUGGUACAACGCCGCGCAUCAUUGGAACAAUAUCAUCACGCGCCCCGACAUGGAGAUCUGGACACAGCUGGAGCCCGGUACUGCGCUCAUCUUUGAUAACUGGAGAAUGAUGCACGGUCGUUCCGAGUUCACUGGAAAGCGCAGAAUGUGCGGCGGCUACACCAACAAUGAUGACUUCAUCUCGAAGUAUCGUCUUCUAAAAUUCGGUCGGGAGAAGGUCCUGGAGAACCUGGGAAACACCUUUGUCUACAAGGACAACCCAUUCUACUACAUUUGA
Aspergillus terreus NIH2624 is the source of this 1416-nucleotide messenger RNA. RefSeq names its product putative trimethyllysine dioxygenase TmlH. Bases 1 to 1416 code for a protein of 471 amino acids. Gene Ontology annotation, biological process: carnitine biosynthetic process. The record is from RefSeq and is a predicted model, not a curated record. Gene Ontology annotation, molecular function: trimethyllysine dioxygenase activity; iron ion binding. Lineage: Eukaryota; Fungi; Ascomycota; Eurotiomycetes; Eurotiales; Aspergillaceae. Gene Ontology annotation, cellular component: mitochondrion. The transcript has 12 exons.